AUGCAACAACUAUCGAAUGAUACUGGCUCGUGGAAUAUAAUUGAUUCUCCACUUCCAGCACCUUUAUUUUAUAAUUCAAAUGCAUAUGAUAAUUUAUCAAAUGUUGGUGUAAAAUUAAAUGAUAUUAAUAAUCCAAUUAUACCAAUACCAAGUGAUUCAUUAUCAUCAUUAGCACCACAAACAGGAGCUAGUCAGCCAAAUGCAGCUAAUUAUUGGGCAUUUGCACUUAUAGUUUUUCCUUUAUUUACAAUAUUUGGCAACGUACUUGUUGUUGUGAGCGUCUAUCGUGAAAAAUCUUUACAUACAAUAACAAAUUAUUUUGUUGUAUCACUUGCCAUAUCCGAUAUAACUGUUGCUGCUGUUGUCAUGCCAUUUGCUAUUUAUUUAGAAUUUAAUCGAGUAUGGGAAUUAUCUGAACGCUUAUGUGAUUUUUGGGUCGCUUCUGAUUGUAUGGCUUGCACAGCAUCAAUAUUAAAUUUAGUUGCAAUUGCAGUUGAUCGUUAUAUUGCCGUAACGAAACCACUUAAAUAUGCUCGACAUAAAAAUCCAAAACGCAUUGCCAUCAUGAUUGUUAUCGUAUGGCUUGUUUCAUUUGUUAUUGCUUUACCAAUUGUCAGUGGUGUAAAUAAAUCAGAUGUUGCUGCGUAUCCACGUGUUCCCGAACAAUGUGCAUUUUUCAAUAAUAAAUUUCUUAUUUUUUCAUCACUUGGUUCAUUUUUCAUUCCAUGUAUUAUUAUAUUUGCUAUUUACUAUCGAAUAUUUAUGGUUAUUAUGGCACGUGCCCGAAAAAAUCGUAAACAAUGGAGACCUAGAGCAGCUAUUGCAUCAGCUGCUGCACAACAUCGUUCAAAUGCCAAUCAUUUAGUAACAUCAUUAUUACAAGAACGACAUAAUUUAAAUCAUCCACCAAUUAUGAAUGAUACUCUUGUAAAUAUAACAUCCACAACAUCAAAUACACCUCAAAUAAUAGCAAAUUCAUCCGUACCUUUAACAAAAACUAUUGAAUGUAAUACUUUAAUGUUAAAAUUAUCUACGCCUGCCUUAGCACCUGCAAUACGUCCAUCAGUAAAUGUUACAUCAUCAUCGGGUGAUCCAGUAGAUGAUGAUGAACGUGAUGACAUUGCAUUAUUUGUUCAUCAUGAACAAGAACAACAAAAAAAAAUUAAUCAUAAUAAUAAUAAUAAUAAUAAUAAUAAUCAUCAUCAUCAUGAUGAACAUGAAAAUCAAAUUGAAAUAUUACCAUCAAUAACCAUAAAACCAAAUAUUAAAUCUGAUAAUCCUACACCAUUUAAAACAACAACACACAAUUCACAAACUAAAAAUCAUCAUGAUUCUCAUCAUCCAAAUAAACAUUUUAAAACACGUUUAAAAGACAAAUCAGAUUUUCAUAGUUCAUCAGUAACAACUAAUAUUACACAAACAAGUAAUACUAAAAUUGCUAAACGAAAAGCAUAUUCUCGCAUGAAGAAAGAACGUAAAGCAACACAAACACUUAUAAUCGUGCUAAUUUGCUUUCUAGUAUGUUGGUUACCAUUCUUUGUGCUCAACAAUUUAGUCAAUGCUAUUGUUAAAUUAUCUAAUAAAUCGCAGACAUUAUUAAUUCAUGAUUUUACAUUAUCAUUAUGUGUAUGGUUAGGAUAUGUAAAUUCAUUUUUAAAUCCAAUUAUUUAUACAAUAUUUAAUCUUGAAUUUCGUAAAGCAUUUGCCAAGAUCCUUUUUUCAUCUUGUAGAUUAUCCAAUCAGUUAUCUUCAUAA
Messenger RNA from Rotaria sordida, 1755 nucleotides. NCBI's taxonomy places the organism in Eukaryota, Metazoa, Rotifera, Eurotatoria, Philodinida, Philodinidae. The record is from the annotation of a GenBank genome assembly.